This is a messenger RNA of Ruditapes philippinarum (Manila clam), 1290 nucleotides long. RefSeq lists its product as uncharacterized. The coding region runs from base 26 to 775 and encodes 249 amino acids. The record is from RefSeq and is a predicted model, not a curated record. The transcript is spliced from 5 exons. Lineage: Eukaryota; Metazoa; Mollusca; Bivalvia; Venerida; Veneridae.
GGUAAAUAUAAUUUAUGAAUGAAAAAUGGAAGUUGUGACUAUGCAAAGCUACGGAUUAUUUCUUGUGAUAUUUUUAUGUUUUACAUGGGGACUUAGGGCCACUGCGGGUAACAUAAUUCUGCCGGAGACCCCUAGUCAACCGUCGAUACCCAUUUGUACAUCAUACAGUGGACUCUGCCAUUUGUUAUAUAACUUGACGGAAACAGAAUCUCACGAGGUUCUCAACAGUCAACAGCAGAUUUGUAGAUGUCCUGGUAGACCAUGUGACACCGACUGGACAGACACCGGUCGAUCCAUCAUCAAGGUCUUUAAAAAUGCAGGACAGGAAGUUGAAGUUAAGAUGAAUUAUUGUACGUUGCAUCAACCAGACAAAGUUUGUCGGCAGAACGAGGUUGCCCUUAUAACACGUGGCAGAGGACCUUUUACGUUUGAAAUUGCAGACGAUUUUAGAUGCCGCUGUUACAGACAGAUGUACGCACACAGGUCUUGGAGAGACGGGGACUAUAACUAUAUAGAAUACAGUUGUGGAAAGCCACGUUGUAGUCAUAACCGAAGUCCAACGACAGAUUGCAUGAGAAUUAUGUAUGAUAGCUCGACGGACAGUUUUACUCACGAUUAUCUUUGUCGGUGCCGACGACAUGAGGAAUGUAUUGGCGGACCUAUUCCAUCACCUACACGGCCUGAGACCAUCCGAACAUGUCAACGAAUAACUCCAGCUGAACUUGACCGCCGUCGAUCAGUUCGUCGGCAAUACCGGAACAUUCAACAACAUUGAAUUUAUUGAACGUUUUCCGGAGUGCCAAUUUUACAUAUAAAACUCUUCAGUUCAAUGUAAAUUGAUACAUGUUCUGCGAGAACAACGAUUGACUUGAGCAUUAUCAGUUCAGAAAAAAGUGGUAGCAUACUUUAAAAAUGUUUACAAGGAAUUUAGAUGGUAAUGUAUCGUGACUUAACGAUGUCAAAUUGACAAUGUCGCUUGUGACAUAAGACAAACUAGGUGAACAAUUUAAAUGACAAACACGGUCCAGUUUUAUAAUAGCCUCGUUUUUUAAAUUAUUAAACGUCUUUAAAAUGGUAUAUAAUUUAAGUAACAAACAAUAUUAUUAUUUCUACAAUUUUAAUUGUUCAACAACACCAUAUAAAGAAGAAAACCCGUAUUAAAUAAGACCGCUAAAAUAUUUAACGUUACAGCAAAAGAAAAAAGUAUUUGUUUGACACAGAUGUACCAGUUAUAAUCAUAUCAGAUGUAAAUGUAAGAUAAUAUGUUGUAUAAAUUGUAGGUUAGAUCUG